Messenger RNA from Symbiodinium sp. CCMP2592, 435 nucleotides. Lineage: Eukaryota; Dinophyceae; Suessiales; Symbiodiniaceae. The record is from the annotation of a GenBank genome assembly.
GCGGACCUGUUCACCUGUGAACAUCGCCGAAUCAUGGAAAGGUAUCUCAUCCGCAAAGUUGGUUCUUGGCCCAGUCAGGAAGAGAAAGCGCUGCAAAAGUCAGAACGACGCACGGAAAGACAAGCCCAUGUCAAGGACACGGUGUUGUUUGGCGGCUUGCUGCUCGAUCAUCUGUCGCAUUGGCAUCCGUGCCGCGAGGGAAUUGAGCUUGAACUGAACGCACCGAGUCUGGAAGAUGCCUGGUCGCUUCUUCAGCUCAGCGGUACUUGUAAAGCGGGCGCUCGCUGCUUCCACUCGGCUGGGCUGCAAGCCCUGGUGCACCAUCUCAGCAAAGUCAAACGGUGCUUAAUGAGGCACACGGCCCGCUUGGAGGAGAUCCUGCUGAACUGGCUGCAGAUCGCCGACCGGACACUGACGGAAUGGCCCCAGUUCUGA